UAAAACGCUUCCCCGUUUUGACUGUCUAACUCGCCGUAAUUGGUUGCCGGUCAGUAACAACAUUGUCGUUGCUAUGGGCAACCGAGGCUGACAGAAAAGAUAGCAUGAUACUGCGCGGUUUUUUCUUCAAGUUUUAAGCGUCUGUAAUGGCAAAAGGAGACAAAAAUAAAAAGGAAAAAUCUGACGGAGGUACGGCGGAUGCGUUGCUUACUACUUUACCUGAAAACUGCUCCAUGUCGAGCGCUGCGUCGGAGGCUAACGGUGACCGAGAAGCGCCGCUGGAGCCCGUUUGUUUGUCAGCGCCUUCGCUGGACAGAGAGAACCGGCCUGAGUCGGAGCUUAAAGGGCCCUUUCUUGCUAACAUAAUUGUUCAGAGGUAUGAAGGUGAGAGGUGUGGAGAGCUUUUCCAUGGAAAAGGUGUCGUCAUCUUUCAGGGCGGUCAUGAAUACAAGGGAAGCUUUGCAGAGGGUUUGAUGCAUGGACAUGGCGAAUACAUAUGGGCAGACGGUAUAAAGUAUGAGGGAGACUUUGUAUCAAAUGCUCUGAUGGGACAUGGGACCUACAGCUGGACAGAUGGGAGCACCUAUGAGGGAGAGGUAUGCUAUGGCAUCCGUCAUGGAAUUGGAACUUAUAAAUGUGCCAAAACCUCUUCCGUUUACAAAGGCCAAUGGUACCGAGGUAAAAGACAUGGGAAGGGUACAAUAUAUUACAGUCAAGGUGUCGCAUCUUGGUAUGAAGGAGAUUGGGAAAACAAUUGUAGAGAAGGUUGGGGAAUGCGCUGUUAUCCAUCUGGAAACAUAUAUCAAGGGCAAUGGAAGAACAAUGUCCAACAUGGAGAAGGGACGAUGAGAUGGAUUCAGCUGGGGCAGCAAUACAGUGGGCAGUGGGUUAAUGGUGUCCAGCAUGGACAUGGGACGCACACAUGGUUCCUGAGGCGAGUUCCUGGCUCUCAGUACCCUCUCAGGAAUGAGUAUAAAGGAGAGUUUGUGCAGGGCUUGCGUCACGGACAAGGAACAUUCUCUUAUGCAAGUGGAGCAGUGUAUUCUGGCGAAUGGAAUCACAAUAAAAAGCAUGGUCAGGGGAAGUUCAUUUUCAAGAAUGGCCGCAUAUUUGAGGGGGAAUUUAUCAAUGAUCGUAUGGCUGAAUUUCCAGCAUUCUUCAUUGAUGGCACAAAGACUCCGGACCUGAGUGGAAUUAGAACACAUUCACCCCCUUCUGAUGGGAGUGACUUACCCAGAAGAGCCAAAAAGUCAGGUGGUACUGCCUCACUGCUUGGGCCUGACAUUGCUUUGAGCAUAGAGACACUGCUAAACCAAUUUCCUGAAGCACAGAGAGACCAGGAGCUCAGACAGGUAGAAUUUGCUAUAAUGAGGCACAUUACUUUGCUAAGGAUGAUCUACAGUUUCUACGGCAGCCUUGGUCAUGACCAUUCUCCAGACAACACUUUCCUGCUUACUCGCUUACAGUUCUGGCGCUUUCUCAAGGAUUGUGGUGUCCACCUGCAUGGAAUAACACUAGUACAGAUGGACCGCCUCAUCGAUGAUGAUACCUCUACAGAGAAGCUUCAUUCACCUUUCAGUACAAUGUUGCUGAGACAGUGUCUUAGUUAUAUUGUCAUUGCAGCAUAUCAUAUUUACCACAAAGACACCAGGACCUCUAAAAAUGUACUCGUUGAGUGUUUCUCCAAGCUCAUGAAACAAAACAUCAUUCCCAAUGCAAAGAAUGUAAAAGGGCCUCUUUUCUGCCACCAUCUCCGUGCUGUGAUUGGCUUAAACUAUAUUGACAGAUGCUGGGAGAUAUACCAGGUGUUCUGUAAAGCUAACAAUACUACUCUUUCUAACCAAACCAUGACUGCCAGGCACUUCAUCUGGAUGCUUAAGGAUCUUGGUCUCCUGGACAGUGAGCUGACUACAACCAGAAUGUUGGAGAUCCUUUCUUCGGAAAAUCCUGCAAUCUACAACUCUGCACAUGGCAACCUUGAUUUAGAGAUUACGUUCCUUGAGUUCUUUGAGGCUCUUCUGGGUUGUGUUGAGGUGAAGACAAUUGAUGGAAUCAAAACCUCUAAACAUUUCCGGUCUAAGCUGGUAUGUCAAGAUGAAACUGUCAGGACAUCGGGAGGUGAAAGGAGAGAAAGCCCCUUGCUUGGCAGGCAGGCUUCACCUCAUACGUGUGCAGAUGUUGAGUACAAGUCAACAGUCCAGUCCUCAAAUCUCAUUUCCCCUGGUGCUGGCAGUGCAAAAUCCCCAGGGAUCAGUCCUGUUCUUUUAGAGGCUGAGGAAGAGUUGAGGAAUGAAGAAGAGAACUGGAUCAAAAAGACCAACUGCUUCUUUACACAGAUAUUCUUCCCUGCUUAUAAACACAACCUUCUGUUGAGAGAAGAGGUGCAGGAGGAACGACUUAGACAGAGCACGAAGAACAGAACUGCCCUGGAAAAGGCCAAAGAGAAUGCUCGACUGAGAGAAGCAGAGCAAGAAGAGAGAUGCAGAGCAGAGGAAAAGGAGGAAGAAGAGAAGGGGAAUGUCCCAGAAGACCUGAAUCAUUCAACCCCUGCUCUUAUGACCCCUGUGGCAUUCUCCAACUCUGAGAGCCUGAAGCCAUCACCCCCAAGUGGGAGCAAAAAGAAGAAAAAUUAAAUGCAGAUAUGUUGAAAAUAGCUUGUU
Molecule: messenger RNA, 2660 nt
Organism: Pygocentrus nattereri (red-bellied piranha)
Lineage: Eukaryota; Metazoa; Chordata; Actinopteri; Characiformes; Serrasalmidae
Gene: rsph10b
Product: radial spoke head 10 homolog B
Exons: 18
Coding region: 147-2633 (828 amino acids)
Source: RefSeq, a predicted model, not a curated record